Gigantopelta aegis is the source of this 457-nucleotide messenger RNA. RefSeq lists its product as uncharacterized. NCBI's taxonomy places the organism in Eukaryota, Metazoa, Mollusca, Gastropoda, Neomphalida, Peltospiridae. The coding region runs from base 46 to 429 and encodes 127 amino acids. The transcript has 4 exons. The record is from RefSeq and is a predicted model, not a curated record.
CAACACGACCCAAACCCGUCAUUUGGAUCCACUUGUACGCUCCAGAUGAAUACUUUUAUUGUACUCUCGCUUUUGUUUACCACAUCUUUGUGCCAGUUCCUGCCAAGUCACCGGGGUGAUUUCGUCUCGAAAUUCGGGGACUACACUAUCGAGUACCACGAUGAAAAGGGUUUGCUGCUGAUAGUCGUCCGACUAGACUGUUACGUCAUUGAUGCUCCGCCUGGGUCACCUGUUGCAAAGAUCCUUGAUGAUCCACUGACAAGGAACGCAUUCUUGCCGAAGGUGAUCCAACUGAUCGAGAAGGGGACAGGUAAAACGUCGACAUCCAUACAGGAACUGACCAACAAGUACCAUGACACCCUCGUCAGGGCGCUCUGUUUCGUCACAGAGGUGUACAAGCUCGAUGUUAACUCACUGUUACACUCGUAACAGCAGUGAUAUUAAAACAUAAAUUCAA